This is a messenger RNA of Lycium ferocissimum, 1291 nucleotides long. RefSeq names its product mitochondrial arginine transporter BAC1-like. The transcript is spliced from 8 exons. The record is from RefSeq and is a predicted model, not a curated record. Gene Ontology annotation, molecular function: L-ornithine transmembrane transporter activity. Gene Ontology annotation, biological process: mitochondrial L-ornithine transmembrane transport. Lineage: Eukaryota; Viridiplantae; Streptophyta; Magnoliopsida; Solanales; Solanaceae. The coding region runs from base 61 to 978 and encodes 305 amino acids.
AAAAAUCUUGGAUUACUGUGCUAAAACCCCUUGAAAAACCCAACACAAAUACUAGAGAAGAUGGAAGGAAAUUCAGGGUACAAGGAUUAUGUAGCUGGUUUAAUGGCCGGUAUUGCUAUGGUUAUUACUGGUCACCCUUUUGAUACCGUUAAGGUGAAGCUCCAGAAACACAAUACAGAAGCUCGUGGAAUAAAGUACAAGAAUGGAUUGCAUUGUGCUGCUAGAAUAUUAAAAACCGAAGGAGUUAAGGGGCUCUAUCGAGGAGCUACAUCUUCGUUCAUUGGCAUGGCCUUUGAGAGCUCACUUGUAUUUGGCAUUUACUCCCAAACAAAACUAUUGCUUCAGGGUGGACCAGAUGGAGGUAAGCCCCAACCUCGAGCAAUAAUUCCUUCAGCUGCUUUCGGAGGAGCUAUUAUCAGCUUCAUUCUAUGCCCAUCAGAACUGGUGAAGUGUAGGAUGCAAGUUCAGGGUGCUGAUUCUGUGGUACCAAGCUCCAGUAGAUAUGGAGGUCCUCUUGAAUGUGCCCUUAAGACUGUAAAAUGUGAAGGGCUCACAGGCAUAUUUCGAGGAGGCUUCACGACCUUAUUAAGAGAAUCUUUCGGCAACGCUGUCUUCUUUAGCACAUAUGAAUAUGUGCGUUAUUAUUGUCAUCUACAGCGGAAAGGUGCUUCCUCUGAGUCUAAUCAAUUGAUUGAUAUUGGAGUUGGAAUAAUGAGUGGUGGUCUUGGCGGUAUAGCAUGCUGGUCAGCAGUUCUGCCGUUGGAUGUAGCAAAAACUAUAAUUCAGACCACCCCAGAGAAAAAACAUACAAGAAAUCCAUUUCGCGUUUUGAAAUCGAUUUACGGGAGAUCUGGUCUUAGAGGAUGCUAUAUGGGUCUAGGUCCUACAAUUGUGAGAGCGUUUCCUGCUAAUGCAGCUGCAAUUGUUACAUGGGAGCUGUCAGCCAAGUUGUUGGGAAUCAAGCGUGAUUUGAACUAGUAAGAAUUCUUUGUUGCUGCCAAUAUUUAUUCUGGUUGCCUGCUGGCUUAAAGCUUUAGAGGCUCGUCGCAAGGUUUUCAUGUUUCUUUUAAUGUGCCCUCACUGUCGUGCUACUAAUUUGGCAGAAGCAAGUUUCAUUUUUUAAUGAGAUAAUCCGAGUAUCUUUAAUUUGAGCUUUGUGGUUCUCUGAUUCUCUCAUUUUGUUUUAUCCUUUGUAACUCUUCAAAGGACCAAAUAUUAGUAGUAUCUUAGCUUUGAUUAAUUUUGUUAGCUAUUGGUCAAACAAGUUAAUUGAAGUUGAGUGUUCUUCUUA